This is a messenger RNA of Cajanus cajan (pigeon pea), 2729 nucleotides long. RefSeq names its product scarecrow-like protein 13. Lineage: Eukaryota; Viridiplantae; Streptophyta; Magnoliopsida; Fabales; Fabaceae. The record is from RefSeq and is a predicted model, not a curated record.
UGUACACUUCGUAGGUUUCAACUUCCCUUGUGAGCAAUGCCUCAGGACCAGCACGCUUUUUUUUUCCUGUCUCAUGUGUUGGAUGAUUCACCUCAAACACCUAAAUCAUAGUUUUUUGUUUCAAUUUAUAUUUUCAACAUAGGAUUCCUGUUUUCCAACCGACCUCUUUACCAUUCAAUUUCGUGGGGUUUCUGUUGCCACUGUUUUUUUGUCUUUUUAUUAGUGAAGAAACCCAAAAUGGAAAAAAAAAUAUAUAUAUAUAUAUAUUUUUUUUUUUUUUACGGUUAAGACUCUUUUCUUAUCUGUUAUUUGAGAUGAACUUGGAAACUAUGACUUUCCUAUGAGGUUGACGAUUUGCGAGUUUGGCAGCCGAAGGGGUUGAAUUUUUUGGCAUGUUGUGUUUCUUCAAAACAUCUGUGAACGGUUGUUGGCAGAUAAUUAUUGCGUCUACCAGCUCAUAAAAACAGUGACUAUGAGUAAUCUGCAAAAUUUUACUGCAUGACCAUCAAGUGUUCGUAAGAACCUUCACAAUCAGAAGAUCGACAAAUUUUGUUAUUCUCGUUAAUAUUUCUUGGAGAAGGGAAUAGUUCUUUCUAGAUGCAAACGUCUCAGAAACACCCAAGUUCAGCUGGUGUCCAUUUCUAUCACCAGCCUGUGCAAGGCAUUUACCAAAUGUUGCAAAGCAAUCUGUGCCAUGAUAGCAGCAGCCAGGGAACAACUAGCGUUUCUUUUGAAACCUGCAAGGAGCAAUACUUUACUCUGGAAUCAUGCCCUGCACCCACUGCUUUCAUGGAUUGUGAUGAUUCUCCUUCCUAUGCCAGUGUAUCAUCCAAGAGGACUCCAUUUUCUCCACAAGGUUCUCAGUCAUGUUAUUCAGACCACCACCAGUCGUCCGACAAUGCCUAUGGAUCCCCGAUAAGCGGCUUGUCUAGUGUUGAUGACGGGCAUGGACUGAAGCACAAACUUAGAGAACUGGAAAUUUCAUUGUUGGGGCUAGAUGAAUCUGACAUCGUAGACAGUUGUGGCUGCUGCAUGGCCAAGGUUGGCCUUCAAGGAGCAUCUCAGUUGGCUAAACAUGACUGGGAUCAGAUUGUGGAAAAUAUUCCCCAACUUGACUUGAAAGGAGUCCUCAAGGUAUGUGCACAGGCAGUGUCUGAUGAUGAUAUUCCAAUAGCAAGAGGCUGGAUGGACAAUGUAUUAGGGAGAAUGGUAUCAGUUUCUGGAGAUCCAAUCCAGAGGCUAGGUGCUUACUUGUUGGAAGGGCUUAGAGCAAGGUUGGAAUCAUCAGGGAAUCUGAUCUACAAAUCCUUGAAGUGUGAACAACCAACAAGCCAAGAACUAAUGAGUUACAUGCACAUCCUGUACCAGAUUUGCCCGUACUGGAAGUUUGCAUACAUAUCUGCAAAUGCUGUCAUUGAAGAAGCAAUGGCAAAUGAAUCCAGGAUCCAUAUAAUUGAUUUCCAAAUUGCUCAGGGCACUCAGUGGUAUUUACUUAUACAAGCUCUUGCACAUAGGCCUGGAGGACCCCCUUCUCUUCGUGUAACUGGUGUUGAUGAUUCACAAUCGAUUCACGCUCGGGGUGGAGGACUUCAGAUUGUUGGAGAAAGACUAACAGAUUAUGCCAGGUCUUGUGGAGUUCCAUUUGAAUUCCACAGCGCUGCAAUAUCUGGCUGUGACGUUGUGAGAGGAAAUAUUGAAAUUCGACAUGGGGAAGCUCUGGCUGUAAACUUUCCUUAUGUUUUGCAUCACAUGCCAGAUGAGAGUGUGAGCACUGAGAAUCACAGAGAUAGAUUGCUGAGGUUGGUUAAGAGCUUGUCUCCCAAGGUUGUUACCCUUGUUGAGCAAGAAUCCAACACCAACACUUCCCCUUUCUUUCACAGGUUUGUUGAAACCCUCGAUUAUUAUACUGCUAUGUUUGAAUCCAUAGAUGUGGCUUGCCCCAGAGAUGAUAAGAAGCGGAUUAGCGCAGAGCAGCACUGUGUGGCACGAGACAUUGUCAACAUGAUAGCUUGUGAGGGAGUAGAGAGGGUGGAGAGGCAUGAACUUUUGGGAAAGUGGAGAUUGAGACUUUCCAUGGCUGGAUUUAAACAGUGUGCAUUUAGUUCUUCAGUGAUGGCUGCUACACAAAAUCUCCUAAAGGACUUCAAUCAAAAUUAUAGGCUUGAACAUAAAGAUGGUGCUCUUUAUCUUGGCUGGAUGCACAGACAUAUGGCCACCUCUUCUGCUUGGAGGUGAAACUGACCAAUUCAUGCUUUGGCAUCCUUUUUGACCUUUAAUAGUUUACCAUAUAUCCUUAGGACUUGAGAUUUACCUAUGUUCUAUACUGCAUUCUGCAGAAUCUCAAAGCACGUUGUAAAUGUCAAUACUGAAAUUAAAGAAAAACAGACGUCUGUUGUGACUUAUUUUCCUCCCUUCGUUCGCGGGGUUUAGUGUUAUUUAACUAAUGUGAGAUGAGCAAUAUAUUCAUCCUGUUUCCUCGUUUUUUUCCUUGUAAUGACUACUGAAAUGAGAAAUCCCCUACUACUGAUGUACAUGAAGGUUUGGUCUACUACUCUAGUGACUUUACUAUCUCCAAAUUUAUAGUAGUUUCCUAAUUUGAGUCAAAAUACAUCAUUCUACGCGUGUAUAACUUUACUUCUCUUAAAUUUAUUUGCUUUGUAGAAAUAACAUAUUCCUGAAUGUAUAUUGUAUAUCUUGUGAGUUCUCUCAAGAAUGUUCUAAAAAUUUCA